AUGACUGGAUUUGAAAACCUGGCAGAAGUUCCCUUCGAUGUUCAAGAAGAUAUCAAGGACGUUGAGCACCCAAUUUUCAGGAUUAAAUAUAGGUCUAAUUCUAUUGCCAGUGAUACUGCCAGUAGUAUUGGAGAUGGAGAUAAUACUAAGUUACCAAAUAUUAAAGUCUUGGGUACUGGGGGAACCAUUGCGUCCAAGGGAUCAAGUUCGUAUCAAACAGCAGGGUAUGAGGUUGAUUUAACUAUUGAGGAUUUGAUCAAGUCAAUUCCCGAUUUAUCACAUACUUGUGAGUUACAUUUUGAGCAGGUAUUCAAUUUAGACUCCAAAGAAUUUGGGACUAAAGAAUUGAUAGCAUUGCAUAAUAAGAUUCAAGAAGAUUUACCAUUUUUCGAUGGGAUUGUUAUAACUCAUGGUACUGAUACCUGUGAAGAAACUGCUUUUUUUUUGGAAAGUACUAUAAAUACUCGUAAACCAAUUGUAAUUUGUGGGAGUAUGAGGCCAUCAACAUCAAUUUCCAGUGAUGGGGAGAUGAAUUUAUAUCAAGCGUGUGUUGUUGCUGCAAAUAAACAAUCUCGCGGUAGAGGGAUAUUGGUAACUUUGAAUGAUAAGAUUGGAUCAGGAUAUUAUAUUACUAAAUCGGAUGCAAAUUCCUUGGAUACAUUUAAAAGUUUAGGACAAGGAUACUUGGGGAAUUUUGUUAAUAAUGAAGUACAUUAUUACUAUCCACCAAAUAGACCAACUGGAUUACAAAAAUUCAAUUUAUUAGGAGAAGAUGAAUUAAAAGAUUAUAAUAAGUAUUCGAAUAUACCAAUCUUAUAUUUCCACCAAAAUUUUAAUAAUGAAUUAAUUGAAUUAAUAAUUAAACAAUUGAAAGUUCCUGGUAUUGUUUUAGCAACCAUGGGAGCAGGAUCAUUAGCUGAUUCAACUAAUAAAUUAUUAGCCAAAUUAUCAACGGAAUACCAAAUUCCAAUAAUUUAUUCAAAAAGAUCAAUGGAUGGUAGUGUAAGUAAAGGAUCAUUACCAAAAGUUAGUAAUAAAGAAUAUCUUAUUGCUGGAGGAUAUUUAAAUCCACAAAAAUCAAGAAUUUUAUUACAAUUAUGUUUAAAUGAUAAUUUAUCAAUUGAACAAAUUAGAAAAAUUUUUAAAGAAGGUUACGGUGGUUAA
This is a messenger RNA of Hyphopichia burtonii NRRL Y-1933, 1164 nucleotides long. Its product is annotated as asparaginase. NCBI's taxonomy places the organism in Eukaryota, Fungi, Ascomycota, Pichiomycetes, Serinales, Debaryomycetaceae. The record is from RefSeq and is a predicted model, not a curated record. The transcript has a single exon. Bases 1 to 1164 code for a protein of 387 amino acids. Gene Ontology annotation, molecular function: asparaginase activity.